Molecule: messenger RNA, 522 nt
Organism: Trichosporon asahii var. asahii CBS 2479
Lineage: Eukaryota; Fungi; Basidiomycota; Tremellomycetes; Trichosporonales; Trichosporonaceae
Exons: 2
Coding region: 1-522 (173 amino acids)
Source: RefSeq, a predicted model, not a curated record
AUGGUUCGCAUUCCGUCAGCCGUAUCCGAGCACCACCUGAUCAAGGGUUUCCCGCACUUAGAGGGGUGUGUUCUGUACAACAACUCUCGCAUUCCGCUACCCGUCGCACCUCCGAUCGCGGCAGAGGUGCACGCCUUCUGCGCAGCAGCGCUCCUCCUCAGCCCCUCGCCUGAGGCCCAGAGAGAUGUCAAGACAUUCAAAUCCACUGUCGAGCUCAUGAUCGAGUCUGUCGAGUUGCUCAGCGCAUUCGAUGACCUCCGUGGGGAGGUGGACGCGUGCCUAAAGAAGGUCGAGGCGAGUAGCGACAUUGAAGCCCGCCUCAACCGUCUUGAGCGCAUCGCCGAGGAAACGCUGGCCCUUGUCCGUGAGACAUCCGUCUUGACCACCGGUGGCAAAAUCCCCAAAGGUGUGCCGCUCAACGAGGCACAAUGCUACUCUUACCUCUGUACGGCGGGAGAGACUUGCUACGCACCGUGUUGCCCUCGCGGCCGCGGCCAGCCGGACGAGGCCGGCUCGAUGUGA